AUGAGGGAUCUCCCAGCUAGUCCCCGACAAGGGUCCCCCGCCCUCGCACCAAGACGACUCUCUGAGGAACUCGGUGACUUCAUGUUCUCCAGCGAUGAGUACGACGACGAGGAAGAGGGAGAUGAGGAGGAUGAGAACUACGACGGUAUCGAGACGCCCGCUUCAUCACGCAAGUCUUCACAAAGCCUAGACGGCUACUUUGACGAGGUCGACGCCUACAAGCACCAGCAGCUCCAGGACACAACCUCCGAGUCAGAACGCACCGAAAAGAAGAAUGACAGCCGUCCGUCCACGGCCACUUACAACAGCCGUCCAUCUACGGCCACUUACAGCAGCCGCCCAUCCACGGCGGUCUCCAUGCCACCAUUUCGCCGAUCAUCAACUUGCCCCGUUCUCCUCCCGGAUGACUUCAUCUCCAGUGCCGCCGAUGAGGUCGUCAAGAUUAUGCCCGACCAGGCAGCGUUUAUGAAGCGCAUGGUGGAAGGGUGGAGAGAGAUUCAAAGGCGGUCGUCAGUCAGCACCACCAUAUCACCAAUGUCGCCGGCGAGCACGACUUCGCCAGGCACGAUAAAUCUGCCAAAGAGACCGCAGACUGCGCCUUCGCCAAUGUACGCGCCUCAAAUGUGCUUCGCGUCAUUCCCGCAGGCUGUCCCGGAACAGGAUGAGGAUGAUAGUCCCACAGAAUCGGUGGACAGCUUUUCCAACGUGGUGGAGCGGCUGGACAAGGUCGAGGAGACGCUGGAAGAGCUGAGGGACUUGGCUAAGCAACAGGCUGGGGCGGCGAUUGCAUCAAACUCGGCGAGCGUGACUGAGCAGAAUGCAAAGUUUGCCGUUGUGAAUAAGUGCAUCGACACAAUUGGUAGAGUGUGCGAGAGGGAGCAGGAGGUGCAGGAUCAUUCGCAGCUGGACAGGAGAUGUGUCGAUGCGCUGGUCCAAAUCUGCGAAAUGUUUGCACGUGAGAGCGUUGAUCAGGACCCCUAUCGGUUCGGCUCUAGCUUCAUGGCUGAAGAAAGCGAAGACGACGAUGUUGAGUAUGAGGGCGAGGAUGAGGAAGAGGUCGGAGAAAGUGACAGCGACGGUGAAAGCCAUUAUGGAUCCGACGACGAUUACGAAGCGCAUCCCAUAGAUUCGGACCCAACCGAGUACGAAUCAGGAGACUUUUUAGGAAAAUCCCCAACCAUCGAAACCGACAAAACCUUGCCUCCUCUACUAUCACCGAGGACGAGGUCAUCGACACCAACUCAAGUUGCCCCCGCAGGAACCAGAAUCGAGGCUCCCGAUACGCCCCGCCGGCGGGCGCGACUGGUCCGUGAAGCCAAAGCCGAGCUUGAUGCACUCUUCUCCGAAUGGGCCGAGCCCAAGAACUCGUACGAAGAGCGGCAUUCGCGGAUCGUAUAUGCCACGGAGGCAUAUCAUCUGCGCCUUGUGGACAUGAAGUCAGCACACGAAUGCGAGUUCAAGUGGAAAAACGAACUGAUGAAUUACGAAGAAAAGAUGAAGGAUAGAGGUGCCUUUGGUCCGAAUGUGUGGCCCAUCGUGGAUCUGGCACUGCCCAUCGCUCAAUGCCUGCUGAGUGUGACGCUGCUGGUGGUGCACUUCUUCAGCCUGGACUCUUGGCUGGUGGGACAGAAAGCCUUCCUUGCGUUCCUUACCGCAUGGCUGGCAAGCGUGGCCGUAUUGGCACGCUGUACCGAGGUCAAGGCGAGAGAAACUCUGUACAAGACGAUGCUGCCUCCUGAUGCCAGGGAGAUGCGGAGGAGGCACGAACGCGAGCUGGUACUGCUCAAGGCGGCCCACGACCGCGCAGUUCAACGCGUCUACGCACCGGAGCAACAGUCACGGGCGGAAGACAGAAGUUAA
This is a messenger RNA of Colletotrichum abscissum, 1860 nucleotides long. RefSeq lists its product as uncharacterized. NCBI's taxonomy places the organism in Eukaryota, Fungi, Ascomycota, Sordariomycetes, Glomerellales, Glomerellaceae. The transcript has a single exon. The coding region runs from base 1 to 1860 and encodes 619 amino acids. The record is from RefSeq and is a predicted model, not a curated record.